Messenger RNA from Cricetulus griseus (Chinese hamster), 2741 nucleotides. The record is from RefSeq and is a predicted model, not a curated record. Lineage: Eukaryota; Metazoa; Chordata; Mammalia; Rodentia; Cricetidae.
GGGACCGAAACCUCGCCCCGGACGAGAAGCGCAGCAACGUGCGGUGGGACCACGAGAGCGUUUGUAAAUAUUAUCUCUGUGGUUUUUGUCCUGCGGAAUUGUUUACAAAUACUCGAUCUGAUCUUGGUCCAUGUGAAAAAAUUCACGAUGAAAAUCUAAGGAAACAGUAUGAGAAGAGUUCUCGUUUCAUGAAAGUUGGCUACGAGAGAGAUUUUUUGCGAUACUUACAGAGUUUACUUGCUGAGGUAGAGCGUAGAAUUAGACGAGGUCAUGCUCGUUUGGCAUUAUCUCAAAAUCAGCAGUCCUCCGGGGCUGCUGGUCCAACAGGCAAAAAUGAAGAAAAAAUUCAGGUUCUGACAGACAAAAUUGAUGUGCUUCUACAGCAGAUUGAAGAGUUAGGAUCUGAAGGAAAGGUAGAAGAAGCUCAGGGAAUGAUGAAAUUGGUUGAACAGUUAAAAGAAGAGAGAGAAUUGCUAAGAUCUACAACCUCGACUAUUGAAAGUUUUGCUGCCCAAGAAAAACAGAUGGAAGUUUGUGAAGUGUGUGGAGCCUUUUUGAUAGUAGGCGAUGCCCAGUCCCGGGUAGAUGACCAUUUGAUGGGAAAACAACACAUGGGCUAUGCCAAAAUUAAAGCCACCGUGGAAGAAUUAAAAGAAAAGCUAAGAAAAAGAACAGAAGAACCUGAUAGGGAUGAACGUCUCAAAAAAGAGAAGCAAGAAAGAGAGGAAAGAGAAAAAGAGCGCGAGAGAGAAAGGGAAGAGCGGGAAAGAAAAAGACGAAGAGAAGAAGAAGAAAGAGAGAAAGAAAGAGCUCGUGAUAGAGAAAGGAGAAAGAGAAGUCGAUCACGAAGUAGACACUCAAGCCGAACUUCUGACCGGAGGUCCCGGGACCAUAAAAGAUCACGGAGUAGAGACAGGAGGCGAAGCAGAAGUAGAGAUCGACGAAGAAGUAGAAGCCAUGACAGAUCAGAAAGAAAACAUAGAUCUCGCAGUCGGGAUCGAAGAAGGUCAAAAAGCCGAGAUCGAAAGUCAUAUAAACACAGGAGCAAAAGUCGGGACAGAGAACAAGAUAGAAAGUCCAAGGAGAAAGAAAAGAGGGGAUCUGAUGAUAAAAAAAGUAGUGUGAAGUCCAGUAGUCGAGAAAAACAAAGUGAAGACACAAACCCUGAAUCGAAGGAAAGUGAUACUAAGAAUGAGGUCAAUGGGACCAGUGAAGACAUUAAAUCUGAAGUGCAGCGUAAGUAUGCACAGAUGAAGACGGAUCUAAGCCGAGUAAGAAGACAUACAAAAGCCUCUUCUGAAGGAAAAGACAGUGUAGUCCUGCAAAACAUUUUGAGCGUUGGUGUUGUGAGCGGCCCAUGAAAAGCCAAAUUAGAAAUCAAGGAUUCAGUCAAACUAAGCAGGUACUCAUGCCAGGUACUCCUUUCUCUACCCACAUCCGUGUUUGAAUGCUAUUGCCUGUGACCUUUACGCUUAACUGUUGUCUAUCCUUUUGUUCUUUACAAGAAGCACAGAGGGGUUUUUCGUGUAUUGCGUGAAAUCUUACAAAUCAUGUUAACAGAAUGGAAUUUUUUUUCAACUGUGUGUAGGGAUGCAGUGGUGCCCAGAAUUAGAUAUCUUUAAAGAAUUUUAAAUACAAUAAACACCUCAUAUUAUCCGCCUUGUUACAUUCAGUGCAAUUCUCAAGUCUUUAAGAGGUAUGUGUUUAACAUUUCCUACUGUGUAGGAGAAUUUGCAGUCAGCCAUAGUAUAGAGGAAGUCACUGGCUGAGACAUUGAAAGCCACAGCAUGUAGCAAGGACAGACACUUGGAUCAGUGACAUGAAGACCUGAUUGAUUAUCAGAUGAGGUUGGGUUCUUAAAGAACUGUUUAAAGCUAGGUUUUAUAGAUGUUCUUAAAACCUCUAACUUCAGUCUUCGGGCUAGUGGUGUGGGAUGAAAUAAUCCUAAUGAAAGGAAGUACCAAUUAGUUGAUAAAUUGGUGGCAUUCCUGUUUUUAGAAAAGCAGUGUAGUAAUGUCUGUGUGAACCAUUCACACAUAGGCAGAAUACACUGGCACAUGGCUCUAAGAACCACAUUGAUGCCUUGAUGUAAAAACAAUACAGACAUUUCACAUACACAUGCCAUGAUUAGCAGUUAGCAACUGGGCCAACACUUAGUCAUAAAAUUUUACCUUUUAUAUGCUGUCUAAUUAUCAAUUUUCCCCAAAUUUUGCAUUGUAGGACUACUGUUGAAGAUUUUUUGAAGAAUACUGAAAACGGCAUACAGUGAAGAUCAACAUUAAAAUGAGGUGAAAGAAAGCUAUAGUGGCAUAGAGAAAGUAUAAAGCUCAGUUAGUUAUUUGUUUUUUUAUUAUUAUUAUUAUUAAAAAUUAAUUCAGGACUGUUGUGACCUACCAGAUUUCAGAACAUGUGUUAUUAGCACAUAUGCCACUUUGAAAACUUAGGUCCUGUAUCAUAUUUUUUUCUCUUAAGACUUUUUAAGAAAUAAUUACCUAAACAUGUGGCUUGCUGAGUGUUUAAUUGCAAGUUUUCAGUCUCGGACUUUGAAAACAGGAUUAAAAGUUAGUAUUCAUGUGAAGCAGACUGAGUGGGAUUCCAUUUUUACACUUCUGCUAUACUUAGUCUUUGGAUUUAGAAGUGAAAAUAAAGUAUCUCUGACUUUCUGUUACAGAGUUGAUUGUCUGUGUCAUUGAAAGGUUUUAGUAUUGCUUUUUUUUUUCUAAUAAAGCUAUUGACUCCAA